Zophobas morio is the source of this 1749-nucleotide messenger RNA. RefSeq names its product cytochrome P450 9e2-like. Lineage: Eukaryota; Metazoa; Arthropoda; Insecta; Coleoptera; Tenebrionidae. Gene Ontology annotation, molecular function: heme binding; monooxygenase activity; iron ion binding. The record is from RefSeq and is a predicted model, not a curated record. The coding region runs from base 214 to 1728 and encodes 504 amino acids. The transcript is spliced from 3 exons.
ACCCAAAACGGAAUAUCGAUUAAUCUCUAAAUCCAUAAAAGGAAUUGACAGAUAAAUACAUUUUUCCCUCCAACUUACCCACAACCAAUCAGAAGCGAAAACUUCUAGGGUCGUACUGUUUGAAAUGAACCUGGGAUAGUAUAAAACAGAACAAGGGCUCACCAUUUUAUUCAAAACAUUGAUAGAGAACAAAGCAGACGCAGUAAUUGCACGAUGUGGUGGAUAUUGGCCUCUAUAGCAGUCGUUGUUUUGGCGUAUUGGUUGCUGACUCGCCCUCACAAGCACUGGGUAAAAAAGGGUGUACGACAAGGAACUCCAAGAUUUGUUUUGGGAGAUAAUGGUGGAAUGGUUUUGGGGAAACAGUCGUUUGCAGAAAUGGUUGAGAUGGUUUAUAAUACGUGUCCAAAUACCAGGUACUCAGGCUUCUACCAGUUUUUUCUACCAACCCUUUUACUAAAAGACCCCGAUCUCAUCAAACAAAUCACCGUCAAAGACUUCGACCAUUUCGUAGACCACCGAAAUUUUAUUCCCGAAGAUAGCGAUCCACUAUGGGGGAAAAAUCUUUUCGCAUUGACUGGGAAUAAAUGGCGUGAAAUGCGGGCAAAACUCAGUCCGGCUUUCACCGGCAGCAAAAUGAAGCACAUGUUUGCUUUAAUCUCACAAAGUGGUCAACAAUUCGUAGACCACUUUUUAACUACAAAGCAAGAUUUUAUUACUGUUGAAAUGAAAGAUACCUUCACUAGAUUCACUAACGACGUCAUCGCAAGUACCGCUUUUGGAGUCCAGUGUGAUUCUUUAGACGACACCAACAACGAGUUUUAUCUCAUGGGAAAAGAAGCCACUAAUUUUGACGGUUUUUGGAAGAAUCUGCGAAUUUUUGGAUACAUUCUAGUACCUAAAUUGUUGAAGGCUUUCAAAGUGACACUAUUUCCCAAAGAAGUCAGCAACUUUUUCAAUACUUUAAUCAUGAAUAAUAUUCGCGCCCGUGAAAAACACGGAAUUGUAAGACCUGAUAUGAUCCAUCUUCUUCUUGAGGCUCGAAAAAAUGGAGAAACCCAAAACGUUCAAGACCAAGAUAUCAUCGCUCAAGCUUUAAGUUUCCUCUUCGCCGGUUUUGACUCAGUUUCGGCCCUCAUGUGCUUCAUGUCCCACGAACUUGCCGUUAAUCCAGACGUCCAGCAACGACUUAUCCAGGAAGUAGAUGAAACGGCGGAAGCUUGUAAUGGUAAAGUCACUUACGAGGCUCUCCAUGGUAUGAAAUACAUGGACAUGGUUGUCUCUGAAACCUUAAGAAAAUGGCCAGCUGCUGUUGCUACGGAGCGAGUUUGUACAAAAUCCUACACCAUCGAGCCUAAAUUUCCAGAUGAGAAGCCUAUUCACUUGGAAAAGAAUGCGGUUGUUUGGGUGCUCAUUUUUGGGCUUCAUCGAGAUCCUCAAUACUAUCCAGAACCAGAACGCUUUGAUCCUGAAAGGUUUAGUGACGAAAACAAAGCCAGUGUGAAACCCUACACGUAUUUGCCUUUUGGAUCAGGACCUAGGAACUGUAUUGGUUCCAGAUUUGCUCUCCUGGAAACUAAAACGCUGUUUUUUUAUAUUUUGUCACACUUUGAAAUAGUUCCAGUGGAAAAAACACAAAUACCUUUAGUUUUAAGCAAGAAACACAUUAAUUUGACUGCGGAAAAAGGGUUCUGGUUAGGGCUUAAACGUCGCUCUAGAUCUAGAAUGUAAUAAAAUAUAAGUUUUAAUUUC